GUCGCAGCGCUGAUGAGCGUCUGAAGUAAUGGCAUGAGCCUGUCGUCGAGAUCCUGUCAAAGUACUGUACAGCGAAUUUCUCGCACCUGAACUUUUACACUCUUUCCUGAGGACUAUUUUACCAUUUAAACGGGACGUCUUAUUACGUUAUUUACUCUGUCACGCAACAGCAGCACUUCAGAAGUCACUCCACCGCAGUUGCGUUCUUGUCUUGAGACAUUUAAAAUAAAAGGAUAUGGUGUUGGACAUGUGAAAUACACGGGCAACUUCAAACAUGAAGCUGGCAUCUUCUCUGUGUUGCCUCGGGUUUCUUCUCACUUCUGUGGCGGUCCGUCUGAGCGACUCGCAGCAAGUAUGCACUGGCACGGAGAAUAAACUGAGUACUCUGUCAGACCUGGACCAGCAGUAUCGGACCCUUCGUAAAUACUAUGAGAACUGCGAGGUGGUGAUGGGGAACCUUGAGAUCACCAGCAUCGAUCGCAGUCGUGACCUGUCCUUUCUUAGGUCCAUUCGUGAGGUGACCGGCUAUGUGCUUGUGGCACUAAAUCAGUUUGAGUAUCUGCCCCUGGAGAAUCUUCGCAUUAUCCGCGGCACCAGGCUGUAUGAAGACCGCUACGCCCUGGCUAUCUUUCUCAACUACCGCAGAGACGGCAACUUUGGUCUCCAUCAGCUUGGCCUUAAGAACUUCACAGAAAUUCUGAAUGGAGGGGUGUACGUGGACCAGAACAAGUUCCUGUGUCAUGCUGAUACCAUCCACUGGCAGGAUAUAGUGAAGAACGCUCGCCCUGAUCACCUGGUGGUGCCAUCCAAUAGCAGCAGCUCAUGUCAGAGGUGUCAUAGAGGAUGUAAUGGACGCUGCUGGGGGCCAAAGGAGGAACAGUGUCAGAGCUUGACGAAGACCGUGUGUGCUGAGCAAUGUGAUGGCCGCUGUUUUGGGCCGUACGUCAGUGACUGCUGUCAUCGUGAAUGUGCUGGAGGCUGUUCUGGACCAAAGGACACCGACUGCUUUGCCUGCACUAAUUUCAACGACAGCGGCGCAUGCGUGACGCAAUGCCCUCAGCCCUUCGUCUACAACCCCAACACGUUCCAGCUGGAGCACAACCCACGGGCCAAAUACACAUAUGGUGCAUUCUGCGUCAAAAAGUGCCCACAUAACUUUGUGGUGGACCACAGCUCCUGUGUCAGAGCCUGUCCCAGCAACAAGAUGGAGGUGGAGGAGAAUAGGAUCAAGAUGUGUAUCCCCUGCACUGAUAUCUGCCCAAAAGCAUGCGAUGGAAUCGGCACUGCCAGCCUUCAGAUGGCCCAAACCGUAGACUCCAGCAACAUCGACAGAUUCAUCAACUGCACCAAGAUCAACGGAAACCUGGUGUUCCUCAUCACAGGCAUUAAAGGGGACGUAUACCACAACAUAGAGCCUUUGGAUCCAGAGAAACUCAGUGUGUUCCGCACCGUUCGAGAGAUCACUGGUUUUCUAAACAUACAAUCUUGGCCAGAAAACAUGACUGAUCUGAGUGUCUUCUCCAAUCUGGCAACCAUUGGAGGCAGGUCUCUCUACAGUGGUAUCUCUCUUCUGGUGCUAAAGCAGCAGUGGAUUUCCUCACUGAAGCUGCAGUCUCUGGGUGAGAUCAGUGCUGGAAAUGUGUACGUCACCAACAACAGUCAACUCUGCUACUACAACACUGUCAACUGGACGGGACUCUUCCGCACCAGCACCCAGAAGGCCCUGAUCCGCAACAACCGCGACCCCAAGGAAUGCAUUUUGGAUCAGAUGAUAUGUGAUCCGCUGUGCUCUGAUGCUGGCUGCUGGGGUCCGGGGCCUGACCAGUGCUUGUCCUGUCGGUUCUUUAGUAGGGGACGUACCUGUGUCGAAUCCUGCAACCUGCACGAAGGACUGGCCGGUUCUAGGCCCAAGCUGCUCACCAGGCCCUAUGUGGUCGAGAAGCGGGAGGCAGGUUUGGAGAGGAAUGUACGCGAGUUCGCAAACGGUUCAGUGUGCCUGGAGUGUGAUGCGCAGUGUGAGGUGGCAGAUGACAACGGUCUUACCUGCACUGGGCCUGGUCCUGAUCACUGUGUUAAAUGUCUUCACUUUAAAGACGGACCCAACUGUGUGGAGAAAUGCCCUGAUGGCCUACAGGGAGCAAACAGCUUCAUCUUCAAAUAUGCAGAGGCCAACAAUGAGUGUCACCCCUGCCAUGUCAACUGUACCCAGGGAUGCACAGGACCUCGUCUGCAAGACUGCAUUGGCAUGAUGGACAGGACUCCCCUCAUUGCAGCUGGGCUUAUUGGGGGAUUGUUUGUGGUGAUCAUUGUGGGUCUGAGUGUUGCCAUAUCAGUGAGAAGGAAGAGCAUCAAGAAGAAGAGAGCCUUGAGACGCUUCUUGGAGACUGAGUUGGUGGAGCCACUGACGCCCAGCGGUGCAACCCCAAACCAAGCACAGUUGCGCAUUCUGAAAGAAACUGAGCUGAAACGGGUGAAGAUCCUAGGAGCUGGGGCCUUUGGCACUGUUUACAAGGGCAUCUGGGUACCUGAGGGCGAGACUGUGAAGAUUCCAGUUGCCAUAAAGAUCUUGAACGAGGCAACGGGCCCCAAAGCCAAUGUAGAGUUCAUGGAUGAGGCUCUGAUCAUGGCCAGCAUGGAGCAUCCUCACCUGGUGCGGUUACUGGGUGUGUGUCUGAGCCCCACCAUUCAGCUGGUCACACAGCUCAUGCCCCAUGGCUGUCUGCUGGACUACGUGCACGAGCAUAAAGACAACAUCGGCUCCCAAUUACUGCUCAACUGGUGUGUUCAGAUCGCCAAGGGUAUGAUGUACUUGGAGGACAGGAGACUUGUGCACAGGGAUCUGGCUGCUCGGAACGUCCUAGUGAAGUCACCCAACCAUAUAAAGAUCACUGACUUCGGUCUGGCUCGCCUUCUGGAUGCAGAUGAGAAGGAAUACAAUGCAGAUGGGGGCAAGAUCCCUAUAAAGUGGAUGGCAUUGGAGUGCAUCCACUAUAGAAAAUUCACCCACCAAAGUGACGUAUGGAGUUACGGAGUGACUAUCUGGGAGCUGAUGACAUUUGGAGGAAAGCCGUAUGAUGGAAUCCCAACCCGAGAGAUUCCUGACCUGUUGGAGAAAGGAGAGAGGCUUCCUCAACCUCCCAUUUGCACUAUUGAUGUCUACAUGGUCAUGGUCAAAUGCUGGAUGAUAGAUGCAGACAGCAGACCCAGAUUUAAGGAGCUUGCAGCAGAGUUCAGCCGAAUGGCAAGAGAUCCACAACGUUACCUAGUCAUCCAGGGGGACGACCGCAUGAAGCUGCCCAGCCCAAAUGACAGUAAGUUCUUCCAGAGUCUGCUAGAUGAGGAGGAACUGGAGGAUCUGAUGGAUGCCGAGGAGUAUUUAGUGCCACACGCCUUCAGUAUUCCCCCACUGGCAUACACAACCAGAUCACGCAUGGACUCCAACAGAAACCAGUUCGCAUACCAGGACGGCAGCUUUGGAAUGAAGGAGAUGAAGGCCACUAUCCCGCAGGUUGUGGCUUUGUCUGCGGUCAGACCAGGCUGUUCCACUCAGAAGCAAUCUAUGGCCCAGCAGGGGCCCUCAGAGGCAUUUGAAGACAGCCGCUGUAAUGGCACUCUCAGGAAGAAGGCUUCACCCAGGGCGAGCACCGGGGAGGACAGCAGUGUCCAGCGCUACAGUUCAGACCCAACUGUGAUACUAUGUGAGCGUGGAGCAAGAGCUGAGACCGACCAGGCUACAUACAUGAGCGCCAUGCAGGACAAAAAGCCCUCAGAUUAUCUCAACCCUGUGGAAGAGAACCCCUUUGUCACUCAUCGCAAAAAUGGAGAAGUCCACACUACCGAGCGAGGUUACCACAGUACCUCCAACGGGCAGCCCAAAGUGGAGGAUGAGUACGUCAAUGACCCGUUGUACCUAAACACCUUCCACAACUCUGGGGAAAAGAGUCACGACGUAUUGCGGAAAAACGGAGUGCCUAUGGCACACACGGCAGCAGCAGUAGUAGUAGCAGCAGCAGCAAAUAGUGGAACUUCCAUCAGCCAGAACCUUUUCCAAACCAUGCAACCAGCAGCACCCAGUGCCCAUGUCUCAACACAGCCACUGUACCAAGGCAAACAAAGCAUCUCCACCCUCUCAGGCCACACCCACCACUCCGCCCAUCCCGGACACACCCUCCACCCCGCACACUCUGGUACUAUCAAAGCAGACAUAAAGCCCAAAAAGACAUUUGACAAUCCCGAGUACUGGCAGCACAGUCUUCCCCCUAAAGCCACUCUCCACAACCCUGAGUAUCUGCAGGACUGCAGCACACGCUUCUUCUACCGGCAAAAUGGUCGGAUCCGACCCGCCGUGGCUGAGAACCAGGAGUACCUGUCCGAGUAUGCACUAAAACCGGGCACAGUGUUGCCACCGCCUCCCUAUCGUCAGAGGAACACUGUUGUGUAGCAACAACAGCCAAGACAACGAAGGAAAGAUGGAGGUAAAGAGAGAGUCAUAGUGUGUUCUCACGCUGGCUCUCACACCAGCACUGCAAUCUCUCCGCUCUUCUCUGAACUGGAUUUAACACUCAACCUCCAAUGACCUAGAACUGAUCCACUUGAGUGAACUUCUCCUCCAGAGGCAUUGGUCACAGAUGGCCACAUCAAUCAAAGCUCCUUCCUGUUUGUCUCUUCUCACCUCAGUCACCAUUAAGAUCUGUUUCCCCUACUUGAGCCCAACUUUCGGAAAAGUGAUACUCUUCCUAGCAUUUUGUAGAUGUUACACUCAUCUCAUUGAAUGCAAGUACUGACGUUGACGUGCAAUGUGAGUUGAUCCAAUAGCAGAGAGGGGUCAUUCUUAUGUGUAAUUACAGAACUGGGAAUUUUGGGGGAAUUUAAUUUGAAGCUACGAUAUGAUCUGUUGUAAUUUAUGACUUCAG
Messenger RNA from Carassius carassius (crucian carp), 4913 nucleotides. Its product is annotated as receptor tyrosine-protein kinase erbB-4-like. Gene Ontology annotation, molecular function: ATP binding; epidermal growth factor receptor binding; transmembrane receptor protein tyrosine kinase activity. Gene Ontology annotation, biological process: positive regulation of kinase activity; positive regulation of cell population proliferation; protein phosphorylation. The coding region runs from base 275 to 4441 and encodes 1388 amino acids. NCBI's taxonomy places the organism in Eukaryota, Metazoa, Chordata, Actinopteri, Cypriniformes, Cyprinidae. The record is from RefSeq and is a predicted model, not a curated record. Gene Ontology annotation, cellular component: basal plasma membrane; signaling receptor complex. The transcript is spliced from 28 exons.